CACUCAAUCCAAAGGCCCAGUGGCUAGUCCAAGAACAAAAUCCAAGCGCCCGGCAUCUCUCUGCAUUUCCGAACCGAAUUCUCCAGAGUCCAACCACUCCAAUUUCACUCACCCACGAUACUCAGCCCGCCUCGCGAUGGCGAUGGAGACGAAGAAGAAGAGGGAGAGGGCAGUUUGCGAUAAGAAUGACUCGGAGGAAACGGAACGCGCUUCAGAGACGUUGAGUGUUCUUUCUGAUUAGCCCGUUUAUCUGUGUUGAUUUCUGUUAGCAUUAUUCCUGCAGCAAUGGUACUGGGGAUGAAUUGUCAACUGAUAAAGGUAUCUGCUUAUAGAUGCUUCAGUCAUUUUUGCGGAAAGCCUGUAUGUUUUAUUAGACUCUGUGUAUUCUCAACUACUAAUUUUGGUCCUCCAAGCGAGGGGGAAUGUAAAGCCAACAAUAUCAAUAAUGGGUAUGAUGGUUCAGGGAGGAUGGGUUCCGUGGAUCCUGGGGAAUUACGUUUUACAGGAAGUGCUAGCGAUGACACUUGUAUUCCCUUCAAUUUGGGGUGUCUUAACAAGGUUGAGUCACGUGAGCUCUACCAAGAUGAAGAAGUACUUGAAGAAGAUGACGAUAAAGAUGAAGUUGAAGGAGAGCAUGGUAGUGAUGAUGAUAGUCUUGAGGUUCUUAGCACCUUUCAAGGCAGUCGCAAACAGAUAGUAGACGUUAGGAAAUUUGAAAUUAGCGAGACUGAAUUUAGACACCCUUUAGUUAGAGAGGUUUGUAGGUUAAUUACACUGAGGUCCACUUGGGACCCAAAACUGGAAGGAGAAUUGAGGCAUUUAUUAAGAAGCCUCAAGCCCCCUCAAGUUUGUGCUGUUUUACGCUCCCAAGAUGAUGAACGUGUUGCUUUGAAUUUUUUCUAUUGGGCUGAUCGGCAAUGGCGUUAUCGGCAUAACAUUAUUGUCUACUAUACUAUGCUGGAAGUUCUUAGCAAGACUAAAUUGUGUCAAGGUGCUAGGCGAGUUCUUCGUUUAAUGACUCGCAGGGGAAUUGAAUGCGCGCCUGAAGCUUUUGGUUAUGUGAUGGUAUCAUAUAGUCGAGCAGGCAAGUUAAGAAAUGCCCUUCGAAUUUUGACCUUGAUGCAGAAAUCUGGUGUUGACCCUAAUUUAUCGAUAUGUAACACUGCCAUCUAUGUCUUGGUGAAGGGGAACAAACUGAAAAAGGCACUGAGGUUCUCGGAAAGAAUGCAACUAAUAGGAAUCAAACCCAACGUCGUUACUUAUAACUGCUUGAUUAAGGGGUUCUGUGAUUUAAAUAAAAUUGAGGAUGCGUUGGAGCUUAUUGCUGAAAUGCCAUCUAAGGGAUGUAUGCCUGAUAAAGUUAGUUACUAUACUGUGAUGGCUUUCCUCUGUAAGGAGAAAAGAAUUGAAGAACUGAAGCAGUUACUGGAGAAUAUGGUUAGGGACAGUAAAUUGAUACCUGAUCAGGUCACAUAUAAUACUCUUAUCCAUGUACUUUCAAAGCAUGGACAUGCGGAUGAUGCUCUUGCUUUUUUAAAGGAAGCAGAAGAGAAAGGUUUUCGCAUUGAUAAGGUUGAGUAUAGUGCAAUAGUUGACUCUUUUUGCAAGAAGGGCAGGAUGGGUGAGGCAAAGAAUUUAGUGAACAAUAUGUAUGUACAGGGUUGUAUACCUGAUGUAGUGACAUAUACUGCUAUUAUUGAUGGAUUUUGUCGCAUGGAAAAUGUAGAUGAAGCUAAAAGGAUGCUGCAACAGAUGUACAAACAUGGGUGUAAGCCUAAUGCUGUGUCUUAUACAGCUCUGUUGAAUGGCCUCUGUCACAGUGGAAAGUCAGUUGAGGCAAGAGAUAUGAUAAAUGCAAGUGAGGAACAUUGGUGGAGCCCAAAUGCUGUCACGUAUAGUGUUGUCAUGCAUGGGCUGCGUAGGGAGGGGAAAUUAUCUGAGGCCUGUGAUCUGGUCAGGGAAAUGGUUAAAAGGGGUUUUUUCCCGACACCAGUUGAAAUUAACUUGCUUCUUCAGUCUCUAUGUCAAGAUGGCAAAAUAACUGAGGCUAAAAAAUUUAUGGAAGAAUGCCUGAAUAAGGGCUGUGCCAUUAAUGUUGUCAACUUUACCACUGUGAUUAAUGGUUUUUGUCAGAUGGGCGACUUGGAUGCUGCUUUGUCUGUGCUUGAUGACAUGUAUUUAAGCAACAAACAUCCUGAUGCAGUCACAUAUACGACACUAUUUGAUGCAUUUGGGAAGAAAGGUAGAUUGGAAGAGGCAUCUGAACUAAUGAUGAAAAUGCUUAACAAAGGUUUGGUUCCUACUCCUGUAACAUAUAGGACGGUCAUUCACCGGUGCUGUCAAUGGGGUAGAGUGGAGGAUUUGUUGAAAUUAUUGGAUAAAAUGCUUGCCAGGCAAACGUUCAGAACGGCAUACAAUCAGGUUAUUGAGAAGCUCUGUGAUUUCGGGAACCUUGAGGAAGCUGAUAAACUUUUAGGGAAGGUUUUGAGAACAGCUUCAAAACUUGACGCUAAUACAUGCCAUGUUCUGAUGGAAAGCUAUCUGACUAAGGGGAUGGCUCUGUCAGCAUACAAGGUGGCUAGUAGAAUGUUUAGCCGCAAUUUGAUUCCUGACCUUAAGUUGUGUGAGAAAGUGAGCAAGAAAUUGACAGCGGAUCGUAUGUUGGUGGAGGCUGAUAACCUCAUGUUAAGAUUUGUUGAGCGUGGGUGUAUGAUGCCACAGAAUGGGACACAUUCGUCUAGUUAAUUGUUGGUUGAAGCUCAAAUGGUAACAUAUAUGUUUCCUGUAUUGAAGAUGAAUCAGUUGGCAGGGGAUGCCCUUUAUUGAACUAUUGAAGGAUCUCUCAUAGUUGCUCUGUGGCAAACAUUAAGUAAUAAGUAUGAUGGCGCCCAUCAUAACAAUAAUGAUGCUUUAUUUAGAUUCAUAUAUUUCCCACUGCAAGGAAUGUAGACAACGAAUUUGGGCCUGUACAUGCUUGACCUGGGUGAAGUUGUCAGGUCAAGUGUAUCAGGCUAUGCUCAAAUGGAGAUGUGCCCUGAAGGCUGCCUUGAGAAUGGAAUGCAGCACUGAUCCUUGUUCUGUCAAGUCUUGCGAACAUCUCAGUAUAAAAUACUAAAAUGUAGCAAGCUAUUGUCACAGAUCAAGAACAAUGCUGAUAUUUCUCAUCUUCACUGAGAGAACACUCCUGUAAAGAAUGAUUGCUGGUUGGCCAUGGCAAGAGCAAAUGAUGGUUCUGGAGCUCUUGAUUUUUCGAACAAGUUAACAAAUUUUCGGGAACUUUUAUACUUGGAUGUUGGAAGAGGCGCACUUGGAAGAAUGAAAUAAUCGAGUGGAUAAUCAUGAAGAUCCCAUUGUGGUGGAAGAUGAGGAAAAAUGAAGAUGCUUGUUCCUUGUGGUAUGACAAUAAUGGGUCCAGAAUGUUCUAGUUUCUGGUGGUAGGAUCAUGGCAUUGAAGCUUUUGACCCGACCUUGUGUCAAAUGGCUUUUGUGCUCCUCACCUCUGUUACUUUCAUCUCCUGUUUCAGAGUUAUAAACAGAAACCUUAGUCCUUAGAUGAUGUCAGAAAAUAAUAAUUGUUUUGGCCAGUGUAAAAAUAUGACUGAUGUAAAUACUCUCUCUCUCUCUCUCUCUCACACACACACACACACACGAUGACUUGCGUAAAUUUGGUUGAUCUGAACAGUUAAAAAAAAAAAGAUAGAUCUAAGGAAUAAAGAAGUGGAUUUGAAGCU
Messenger RNA from Prosopis cineraria, 3731 nucleotides. RefSeq names its product pentatricopeptide repeat-containing protein At1g62914, mitochondrial. Gene Ontology annotation, molecular function: protein binding. The record is from RefSeq and is a predicted model, not a curated record. The transcript is spliced from 4 exons. Bases 286 to 2745 code for a protein of 819 amino acids. Lineage: Eukaryota; Viridiplantae; Streptophyta; Magnoliopsida; Fabales; Fabaceae.